CGCAAGAUACAAGGGUGGAUUUAAUCUGUGUCACAAACUUACGCUUUUCUUACAAUUUAAGGCUGUUGUGACAGCCAUAGAGAGCUGCAAAUAAGUACAGGCUAUUGUUAGCAAAGCGUGGAGUUUAGCUAAUGGCAAUGACAGUGGAGAAGGGCUUACGGCCCACCUCCCCUGUUCACGUCCAUGUGGAGGAUGACACACCUGUCCACGUCCACCUGAAGAAAUCCAAGAAAACGGCUUCAGCUAAAACAGUUGAUUCUCGGUUUGCGGUAGCAAAGUCGGACAAUAUAAGGAAGGCUCGGCCAGCCCAUAGCACUCUGAAGACAAAGCCCAAGUCACGCAGCCGCAGCCCUGGGGGUGGACCGUGGGUGCCUCCCCCGGGGAAAACCACCAAGGGCACCAAGGUGUCCUGGAAUGCUGGGUCUCACCGCCUUGAGAUCAGCUCCCCGGGGAAGGAAGGACUCCGUAUGAGCGAUCUCUCCACGGAUGAGGAAGAUAAUGUCCACGGACAGAUGAAAAGCUACGAGAAAAAGAUUGAAAACCUUAUGAAUGAAGUGGGCACCUUGAAAAACGAGGCACAACUGAAGAAGUCUCGCGAGGAGCUGGAGAGGAAGGAGAAGCUUUUGGAGACAUCGCGCCGUGUGCUGGAGGAACAGGAGACGGAGCUUCGAGACUACCAGGAGGAGUUGGAUGUGACAGAGCGCGAGAACCGGAUCCUCAGGAGGAGCAUGGACAAGCUCCAGGAGGAGGUCGACCUCAAUAGAUCUGAGCGUGACAUCUUGAGUGAUGAGAGAGAGCGGCUUAUGAAGAAACUGAUUGAGGUGGAAAUGGACGGACAGGCUGCUGCCAGGCAGGUGGCAGAACUCAGGGAAUUCCUCAGGAAGAAAGAGGACACUGCCACGGCUACCAUAUUGACCAGCACUCGUCUGAACAAGGAGAGAGAAUUGUUGCUAGAGAAGCUGACAGAUUUCGAGACAACAAAUCGCACACUGCGGCGACUCUUGCGAGACCAGCAUCGGCAGGAGUCUGCAGCCGUGCGCCUCAGUGAACAGAGAGAUGUACUGAUGAGGAAACUCACAGAUUCUGAUCAAACUAUUGAGCGCCUUCGCUCAGAACUUAUCAGUAAAGACAGACUGUGCAACGAUCUAAGGGCACAGGUUGCCGCCCAGAAGGAGGAGAAUAUGGCUUUGUCCAGCUUACAGAGCUCUCUGGAGACCACAAGGGCACACCUACAGAAGCAGCUGAGGACAAAAGAGGGCGACUGUAACCGUAUGGCCGUCCAGAUUAGGAGCCUGGAGAGUGAUCUGGCCCAGUCUCGAAUCGAGUGUGAGCAUCUGACAGAACUGCUAGCCACAGCCCGGGAUAAGGGUGACCGCGACAAGGAGGCCCUCAAAAAAGCUACCAGGGCACAAAAACAGCGAGCGUCGCGCACAGAAGACGCCUUGGAGCAGAUCAAGGUGCAGCUGUUGGAGCGCGAGAAUCAGCUAGCUGACCUGGAAGCGUCAACGGCGCAGAUCCGGGCGCGGUGUGAGAAACACAACAAGGAGAAGACACAGUUGCUCAGUGAGAACACCAAACUCCAGCUGAGAAUAACAGAAGUGGAGCGUAUGUUGGACAGAGUUGAGGAGAGCAGUAAGUCACAAACGGAAGACUUGUCAGUUCAGCUUCAGGACAAAACCAGCGAGCUCACGGGCCUCAGACUGGACAAUGAAAGACUUAGGUCUACAGUCUCCAGCCUGGAGAGUAAAGUUAACCAGAGUGAGGAGGAGAUAGAUCAGCUAAGGGCAAACCUCAGACAGUAUGAGAAUUUGGUAGAGGAGUACAGGAGUCAGACAGUACAUUUCCUUGAUCAGAGUAAGAAUUUACAGUCACUGAGGAUGAAUCGUUCUCGUCGUGAAGCUGAUGACACCAUGUGUAGGCUGGAGGAGACGCAGAAAGAGAACGAUAGGAUCCAGAGGGACGGUGAAGUCGAACUGGAAAGGGUAAAGUUACGUCUUCAGCAGAGACUGCAGGAGUUAGAUCCCUUGCCCGAGAUGCUUAAGUCCACAGAGAUCAAGUUACACGAGUCUUCAGAGAGAAUGGUCCUGUACGAGAGAAAGAAUGCUGAAAAUACCAAACUGAUUGCGGAGCUGACAGCAAAGGUGGAGGUUCAGGGAGAUCAGCUAGAGCAGCUACGAGACAAACUUCACACUGCUCAGGAAGAGCAGAGGACUGCUUCCAGUAAACUGGAGACUGUGGAGAGGAAGCUGCGCGAAUCUGAAGACCAGGUGAGAGAGCUGCUGAUGACCAUAGCUAAGCGAGAAGAGACCAUCCAUCAGAAUACGUUGCGUCUGGAGGAGAAGACCCGUGAAGUUUCUAGCUUGACAAGACAACUGGAGAACUCUCUGGGAGAUGCUCGACGACAGGAGGCCCAGAAUCGAGACCGUCUUUCCACAAAGGAGCGGACUCUGCAGAGUCGGAUCAUGGACCUGGAGUCACAACUGAGUCAGACGCGUGCCGAAAUCGCGAGGAUCAAGCGAGAGAAAGAGGAGAACGAGCGUAAGUUCAACUCACGACUCUAUGACCUGAAAGACCGUCUGGAGCAGUCACACAGCACCAAUAGGAGCAUGCAGAAUUACGUACAGUUCCUGAAAAACUCCUACGCCAACGUCUUUGGGGAGACAACUCUGGGCACCAGCUCGCCGCUAAGGUCAGGUUAUCCAUGACGAUUUGCCAGGAGGACAAUCAGAGGCUGACAGACGGAUUGAUACAGACAGUAACAAACCAGGGAUUACCAUUUAAAGGCAGCAUCUGAAAAUGUCAUCUCAAAUGACCAAGGCUUUUUUACAAAAGAACAUCUCUUGCCAGUCUGAAUUUUCGUAGUUUAUUGUUGUUGCUCUGUCUUAGGGGCCAUGGGUCAGUUCUUCAAAGCCAUUUCUGACUUCAGUCAAAAUUUGAAAUGUGAUAUUAAAGCUCAUUUUUCAGUUUCCGAAAUUAAAAUUUUGUCCCUGUCAUCAAUAUCAUUUUGGGACAAAUGUGUCCAAAUUUCAGCUUCCACUACCAAAAAUUAAGCAUUGUGACGAAGAUUUAAAUUUUGACAUAAGUCAGAAAUGACACUGGGCUGUGUUUCAUGAAGCAUACUUAGUGCUAAGUAACCCUUAGUUAAGUGUGUUUCAUAUCGUCUGUUGUCAUAGUAGUUAAGGGCUUUAAUACUUAGCUUCAUGUGUGCUUCAUGAAACCUUGAGAUACAACCAUUAACUGGUCAUAGGCUUCAGUUGAUUGUAAUUACACCAUGGGUACAUAGACCCUUUAACAUGCGCUGCUAUGAUAUUUACAAUCAGCUUAGGCGAUGACUGCUUUCAGAAUCCUGUUCAGAUUUAUCCCUACUACAGGUCUCAGCCACAAAAUAUUUCACCUGACAUUUCAGACUGACAAACUCUUGUGAAAUUGACCCCACACUGUUGUAAAAAUUAUUUUUUUUUUUAAUUAAAAUCGUUGUGGACUAAAUAUCUUAGAGUAUAAUUGAUGGCCAUCCAUACGUUCAUCAGGCACUUUGUCUUUAAUUAUCAACGAUUUUGAAAUUAUACAUCAGAUUUUGUCCCGCUUAUUAUUUUAAUGUCUAUGGGUUGAUGUAUUUUGACAUGUCAGGGUUACAGUAUUGCAUCUCGCCCUGCUCUGACAUGCCACAUGUAUGGGCCAUGAGAAGUACUUCCAUUGAUAUUCAACUCUUCCAACAGGUUUUUGUGAAAAGAAAAAUUUUGCUGUAAAGGGUGCUGCACAACCUUAGAAACAUCAAAACCUUUGCCUUUUGACUUAAUAUCUUUUCUGAGAAAAAAGACAAAUUUCGUCAUUUUAGUUUAAACGUUUUAGGAUUUUUUUUUUUGUUUUACUUUGUGUGAGUUUUAAAUACCAGAAAGGGCUCUGUGGUUAAGUGUGUGUAUUUUCACUAUUAUUUUGCUUUUAAACAUUAAUUUUUAACCUAUCAAACAAUUAGUUUAAUUUUAAACAUUGAUCCAGGUGCGUACAACACCUGGCAGUGUCUUCAGUGUUAAUAGUUAUUCCGUCCAUGUUACUGUACCUGGAUAUGAUGUAUGUUGUAAUUUAUGUGUUAUCAGGCAUUCUGUGAUAUUUAUAAAUAGCUAUAGAAAUCCACUUAUUUAUAUGUGUACUUACUUGUAGAUAGACUAGUAACUUGCCUCAGACUGGUACUUGUACAUUGGUUUGAGAACAAAGAAGAAUUUUUUAAAAAACCACUGAAUAUAUGACAUUAAAAAUUGUCAUCUGUGUGUAAGACUAUUUUAUGACUUUUGCACAUGAAUUAGUUUGUAUUUAAGUGGUUCUUAACAUUGGAAAUCUUGAACAAAUUGCAAAGAAAUCAGUUGUCAGCAUUGUUGAAAUUUAAGAGUAUUGUUAAUUAUUAAAGGCUCAAAAAAGCCGAGACAAAAAAUUCAUAUUUGAGCAUGUAAGUCAAUUCCAAUACCAAGUGACUGACUGAUUAUUAAAACAUCAGAAUGAAAUGGAGAUCUGCAGUUAUUCUUCUCUGUAGCCAUGACUUACCUGUAUUAAGUCUUUUCAUAUAGGCAUACCUGUAUUAAGUCUACUCAUAUAGGCAUACCUGUACUAAGUCUGUUCAUAUAGGCAUACCUGUAUCAAAUCUACUCAUAUAGGCAUACCUGUAUUAGGUCUACUCAUAUAGGCAUACCUAUAUUAAGUCUACUCAUAUAGGCAUACCUGUAUUAAGUCUAUUCAUAUAGGCAUACCUGUAUUAAGUCUAUUCAUAUAGGCAUACCUGUAUCAGCCGUACUAAAUAUAAGCAUAUUAAAGAAUACAUGAAAAGGAACCGUAAAGCAAAGCUAAGUUUCUAUGCCAAAUGAAGAAAAUUAUGCCUCAGAAUUUUCGCUAAAAAAGUUCAUUUUGGGGGUAUUAUACCUGUUAAUUACCUCUCCAUAUUAUGUAUAUUUUCCAUUAACCGUGGGAUUUUUUUGGAAAUUGCAUCAUUAUUGAUCUUGCUGGUAACUCAGCGAACACAUCGGAUGUGCCCUGAGCCCGGUGAACAAUGUUGCUACAGUGCGAGCAAGAUGUCAUGAUACUGUAUGGCUUUUUCGGGCCAGCUUAACGCCCCCUCCGUGCCCUUACACAAGCCCCCGUUCGAUCUGUUCCCCACACCUCCCGCCCUUUUGGCCAGACCCAUUCAGUCUGUUGCCCUCGAAGCUCUUUUUAAACAGGGAUCAUCGUAGACCUCACCGCUGCAAGCUACUUAAUUUCCAGACUGACGGCUGGGGCCUUAAAGAAACUGUUCUUUGAGGCCAUUUAUACCCCCCAAAGUGAAAGUUGAAAAAUUUGUUUGUUCUGUCAUGUUAUUACAGAUGAUAAUCUGCACAUCAAGAAAUAAAACCAAAUCGUUUCAGGUAUCUUUUAAGUGUCUAGAUAUAGGUAUAUUAGUACGAUGUGUUUGAUAUGUACGUGCAUCAGGUUUUGGUUCUUCAGGGUAUUCUCAAUGGGAGUGUUUUUCACAACAGUUGUUAACUGAAGCCAUUUUCCAGAGACAUUGCAUUUAUCACCAUACAGCAAGGAUUACAAACCGAUCACUCCACGAAAAACAGUAUUUGAUCAACGUUGAAUAGGUUGUAAAAACUCUGGUCAAAAUCUAAUUGAUCCAAUAUUCCUCAAAAUUCCAUGGUUGUUUAUUUGUCCUGCAUGGUGCAACAGGUAUAUGCCUUUGAAAUAUUACAUAGAAAGUGGCCAGGAUGUUUAGUUCAUACCUGUAUAUGAAAUUGUGGAAGGUCAACUUUUUUUGUUUGGUUGCCUGUAAAUAUAUAUAUAUAUAUUGUCACAG
Liolophura sinensis is the source of this 5815-nucleotide messenger RNA. Its product is annotated as outer dense fiber protein 2-like. The coding region runs from base 132 to 2705 and encodes 857 amino acids. The record is from RefSeq and is a predicted model, not a curated record. The transcript is spliced from 21 exons. Gene Ontology annotation, cellular component: centrosome. Gene Ontology annotation, biological process: regulation of cilium assembly. NCBI's taxonomy places the organism in Eukaryota, Metazoa, Mollusca, Polyplacophora, Chitonida, Chitonidae.